Spea bombifrons (plains spadefoot toad) is the source of this 13241-nucleotide messenger RNA. RefSeq names its product sacsin-like. Lineage: Eukaryota; Metazoa; Chordata; Amphibia; Anura; Pelobatidae. The transcript has 8 exons. The coding region runs from base 96 to 12812 and encodes 4238 amino acids. The record is from RefSeq and is a predicted model, not a curated record.
GCAGAGGAAGCCGGCUAAGGAUAGAGGAGCUAUGAAUUUAAACACUUGCCCGAGAAUAUGACUCAAAGAACACUCAGGGAAUAAUACAAUAAAUAAUGGAUUUUUUCCAAAGGGCGCCACCAUUCUUGGUGCAGUUGCAAAACAUUUUGCGAAAAUACCCAGAUGGGGGGCAGAUCCUGAAAGAAUUGCUUCAGAAUGCAGAUGAUGCCAAAGCCAGUGAAGUCAUUUUUGUUUAUGAUGAAAGACACUAUGGCACUGAAAAGCUUUAUUCAAAAGAACUUUGCAGCAUCCAAGGUCCUGCUCUUUUGGCUUAUAACAAUGAAGUGUUUACUGAAAGUGAUUGGGAUGGAAUCCAGAAGCCAGGAAACAGCAUCAAACGCAAGGAUCCAAAUACCGUUGGGAGAUUUGGGCUAGGCUUCAACUCUGUGUAUCACAUUACAGACCACCCCGCCAUAUUCAGUGGUAAAAAUAUUGGUAUUCUGGACCCACAGGAAAUUAUAUUCCGCAGAGGGGGCUUCUUGUGGAACCUAGAAAGAAGCCAGCAGUUUGAAGAGCAGUUGGAAGACCAGUUCAAUCCCUUUCGGGCUGUCUUGGAAGCCAUUGGGCGAGGUUCUUGGAAUGACAUUCUAAACAAUGGCUUUUUUAAGGGGACAGUUUUUCGGUUCCCAUUUAGACUUGCACCCUCUGAAAUUUCUGACAAUAUCUAUACUUCCGAGAGAGUUCAAGAGCUUUUUGAUUCUUUUAUUAGCGAUUCUAGCAUCAGUCUUCUUUUCCUUCGUCAUGUUACUACUGUAUCUCUAAAGAGAAUUGGGAGUGAUGGAGUGGUAACACAUCUAAUUACAGUUACUGUAUCCACGGAAAGCUUGGAGGAAGCUGUUACUGCUGACUUGACCACAGGAACACAUGUGAAAGUCACGUCUCUGAAAAGCUCUGAAAAAGAAGAAAAAUUCAAGUGGCUCGUGACAACCAACACAGUUCAUGGGAAUCUCUUUCCUGAACUUGUGGAGCUGAGUAAGAAGUUAUAUAACAAGCCGUCUCUUGAUCUGGCAUUUCCUUUGACAGAAGAAGGCAUUGCUUCAUUUGGGGGUCGUCUGUGUUGUGUUCUGCCACUUCCUGAUAAAGAGGAAAACCAAACUGGACUCCCAGUAAUCAUUAAUGGUUGCUUUGACCUAUCUGAUGACAGAAGAAGCAUUAAGUGGAUAGAAGUUGAUCAGCAGCAUGACGAAGCUGCUAUAUGGAACAAUAUUCUUAUAGAAAAGUUGCUACCGGUUGUCUAUAAAUGUACAGUCAAAAAUGUAAUGACCCUAGUCAUGUUAUGCAAAGUGACAGCUGAGGUGGCUUAUGGCAUUUGGCCAGACCCAUGUAAGACGCAGCACAAAGGGAAAUGGCAUAGUGUUACAAGAGAACUCUCCAUAUCACUGAUGAAUGAGAAAAUACUGCAGACUGCUGAUAAAGCAUGCUGGGUAGCUGCAACUGAAGCCAUAUUUUUGUUUGCUAAGGAUGAAAACAUGCAAAAAUGUUUAGAGGAUCUUCUUUUGUUACUAAAAAAACCCCUUGUGAAGGUUCCAGGACAUGUCCACAGAACCCUUAUGUUGUGUGAAAAUGCUAAUGCAAAGCUGAACAUCGUGUCCCCUACAUUUAUUAGAAAGCUCUUGCAUACCACUGAUUGGAGUGACUUUCCAAAUGAAAAAAAAAUGUUGCUCCUAGAAUAUGUAAUCAGUGAUGGGCAAUACAGUGACUUAUUAAAUCUAAAACUUCUGCCUCUGUCUGACGGGACCUUCAUAGAGUUUCAGAACACAGAUAAUGAUGGAGUGGCAUACAUUGAUAGCCAGUAUUUUCCAAGGACUUUGUUGCCUGGAAUCACAAGCAGAUUUAUACCAGAAGAUCUAUCGUGUGACAUGCUUGAUCAUCUAAAGACCAUUGGUUCAAAACGAAUUUACAAGAAUCUUGUGUGCCUUGAUGAAGAGGUUGUAUGCAAAGCCUUAAAUGAAGCUCUUCCCAAAACAUGGCACGGAGGUGACAAUGUUGUUACUUGGCAUCCAAGAGAUCCAACUCACCCACCAGUGGAAUGGCUUUCUACAUUCUGGGCUUUCUUACAAAGAUCUGACAACAUUUUAGAUGUCUUGGAACACCAACCACUUAUUCCAUUAGACAGCGUCACAGAAAAUUCUACAGACAUUCAGCUUGCAAGGUUAAAAAAGAAUACCACUUUGCUGUUUCAAGAGAAAGACGCCUAUGUUCUUAAUAACUGUCUUACAACGAUACUCAAGAAGGUUGGCUGCAUCAUAGUAGCACAGGAAAACCCAUGGCUGUGGCACAAAAACCUUCAGCUGUACAUUUUGUUGCCCACACCAAAUAAUAUUUUAAAGACAUUUUCCAAUUUAAAUGUAGCACAGAUUGUACAAGUAUUUUCUUAUUUACCUAAAGAACACAUUGAUAUUUUUUGUGACUACAUUGCUCAAGCGUUCUCCUUUACUAUCCAGGAACAGAACAUUUUACACCAACUACCCAUAUUUUGUUCUGCAAAUAACAUUAAAUUCUCUGGCUCUCGAAUGGUACCAGCCUAUAGUCUAAGAGCAGUGGACAAAUGCACUAUCCCACCUGUGCCCGAAAAUCUAGUGUUUCCAGAUGUGCUAAUAAGGUGUAGAGAUGAAACGGAUCGUAGGCUUCUACAACAAAUGAAGAUCUCUUUGCUGAAUGCAUCCGAUGUGGCUUUACUGAUAGUUCAAGCUAUUCAACAUGGUUCAUAUAAUACCUAUGAAAGCCACGCACACGAUGCAAUGCUGUGGAUUUUACGAAAUGGGCAAAUUCUUUUUGCUCAGAACAAUAAUCUAAGCCGUGUGUGCAAAAAUCUUAAUUUUAUCCCUUGCAAUGGGAAGCUUACCCAGGCAUCUCUUCUUUUUGAUCCUAAAGUAGAAUUAUUUCAAGAAUUGCUUGAGCCAGAGAAUUUUCCACCAUCAACUUAUAAUGAAGAUGCUGUGUUGAUGUCAUUGAGGGCAUUGGGACUAAAGUAUUCUAUUGAGAAUCUCGCACCAAGUUAUAUUCUUCAGAUUGCUAAUAGCAUAAACAAAGAGCAAGAUCAUGUAUUGAAAAUGAAGAAAGCAAAAGCUAUUGUCAAAGUCUGCAACACUGGGAAUGUUUUAUCACAAUUUAACAGAACGGAUUUAAAUAAACUCUGCAAUAUUGCAUGGGUCCCAGUGAACUCUUCUAAUUCACAGACUGUGUUCAGUCAGCCAAGCGAGCUGAGAAAUAUGACCUACAGCAACAUAGUGGAGUUUUCAAUGCAUUUAACAAGUGAAUUUAAUGAAGCAGCAAGCCGGAUUCUUGGCUUGGAUGACCUACCACCUCCUGAAAAAGUAGUAGAACAUCUAAAGAUUCUUAGUGAAAAUUGCCAUAACAUUGACCACUACUCCUUGUAUAGGAAAUUGCAUGACAUUUACAAAUACAUUGGGGACCAUUGUGAGCAGUUUCACGAUAAUCUUUUAAACAUGCUCAUUUGGAACGGAGAGGGUUUCUCUCGGCCAAAUGAAAUUGUCUUGUUCUAUCCAGAAGGUUUAGAUCUAAGUUCCAAUGUGAAAAAAGUUCCAGAAAAUUUUCUAAUUUACAAACACCUUUUCACUAAAUGUGGUGUUCGCAGUACUUUAUCAGCCAGUGAGGUGAUUGAGAUACUUUAUACCCUAAAACAUAACAUUGAGACCAGAAACUCUCCACCUGGCACAGCUAAGGAAUUAAAACUGGCAAUAUCCAUCUUGGAUUGGAUGAAAACAAAUUCUGUUCAUGGAUCAGGUGACCUCCCCAUCCCAAUACAAACUGACAAAUCUGGAUUUCAAUUGAAAGCACUGUCUACUAGUUUGUUUUGUGACAUGGACAAGAUGCAUUUCAAUAACCCUUCUGCUAAUUACAUGGACUAUCACGUUGUUCAUGAAGAGGUUUCCCCAGCAACAGCCAGGUUUCUAAACAUUCAGCUUUUGAGCACAAAAGUACUAAUGCCUGAAUAUUUUGAGCCAUGGGGACCCUCUGAAUCCAUCACUCUGCGAAUUAAAAAUAUAUUGAGAGAGUACAGUGAACAUGUGGAAAUUUUUAAAGAGAUUAUCCAAAAUGCAGAUGAUGCAAAUUCUUCCAUCUGUGAAUUUUUAGUGGAUAUGAGACAAAAUUCUAAUUCACGGCAAAGUUUGAUAGACCCGGACAUGGCCAACUGUCACGGGCCAGCACUUUGGUGUUACAACAACAGCAAGUUUACAGACAAUGAUUUUCUCAACAUCACCCGUGUAGGGGCAGCCACUAAGGAAGCUAAACUGUCAAAGAUUGGAAAAUUUGGCUUAGGUUUUAAUACAGUCUACCAUAUCACAGAUGCUCCCUCAAUUAUGAGUGGUUCACAUGUUGUAAUUUUUGACCCAAACAUUAACCACAUGAAAAAGCACAUUCCAAAUGGUAACAACCCUGGAAUCAAACUUAACCUCCAAAACAAUCCCGAAGUUCUCCAAAUAUUUCCUGAUCAGUUUCAACCAUUUUCCAAUGUUUUUGGCUGUGAGCUUAACCAGCCAUUUAACUUUGAGGGGACUCUAAUCCGCCUGCCUUUCCGGACAGAAACAGAAGCUGAAGUUUCACAAAUAUGUCAACAGUUUUUCAAUGAGGAGCAAAUUGAAGGUUUUUUGGAAACCUUUGAAAAUGUAGCUGACAUUCUGCUGAUUUUCUUGAAAAAUGUUCAAAGAGUAACAUUAAGUUUUCUUCAAGAAAACACCUGCCCGAAAGAACAAACACAACGCAUUAAAGUUCAAAGAGAACGAGGGAAAAUACUAGAGGUACCUCAACAUUCUCCGCUCCAGAAAAAGCAAAUAGAUGUAUCAAAAACUUUAGGGGUAUCUAUGAAUGAUGUUAUGGGGCCAGACAUAAUCAAAUUUAUAGUGCAAACAGAGGUGUCAACUGAAGAAAAACAUUACCUGAUACAACCCAGCCUUGGCAUCAAAGGGUCUUUUCAGAUGUUCAGUGAGAGUCGCAAAACAAAAUUUUCCCUUCCUGUUGCAGGAGUUGCCCUUCCACUAAAGAAAAAUCAUUGCACAAAUAAAUGGGCCCCUGAUUUGCUGGACUUUAAUGGGAUGGUUUUCUGUUUCUUGCCCCUUCCCAUUUCCUCUGGGUUUCCUUUCCACCUAAAUGGAUCUUUCUCUGUUAUGUCUAAUCGAAAGAGCUUGUGGGAUACAACAGAAAAGGGUGAAUGGAACAAAACACUGCUCUGUGACGCAGUCUUGGUUGCUUUGAUAAUGGCUUUAUCACAACUACAAAUACUACAGCAGAACGGGACUAUAGAGGACUAUCAGUAUUACACAUUUUGGCCUGACAUCGCAAAAGUCAAGAGCCAGUUCACCGCAGCAGUGAAAGCUUUUUACCAAGCUGUGGCAUUUGGAUUUGCAAAUGAGCUUCCUUCUCUCUUCAGCAAUGGCCAACAACAUUGCACUGUAAAACAUGCUUGCUUUCUGCAGUUAGAGAAUACUAAGGAUAAAAGAAUCGGAAAACUUGCUAAAAAAGUAUUUAGCUCAGUCCUACAGAAACCAUAUCUAGCAGUAUCACUUCCAGAAUGGGUUAAAAAGGGUUUCACCAGCAGUGACUGUUUUAAAACACUACUCGUUAAUUCAUUUAAUUGGGAAAGAUUUUACAGAGAGAUUGUUUUUGAAAAUCUUCACCUCCUAGAUACAGAAGAUAGAAAUGCUCUCAUUCUUCAUGCCAUCGAUAUGCAAAACAAACAGAUAGAUGAUCUGCUGUUAUCAAAGCCUUGUAUCCCAUCAUCCUUACAAGGAAGGUUACAGUUUAUUGUAAAACUGGUGCAUCCAGAAGGCAAAGCGUCAUUAUUGUAUUGUAAAGAGGAGGGCCGCUUUCCCCAGGGAGCUGGUUUCUUGAAACCCGAGAGAAUGUCACGCUUACAGAUGAUGGGUAUGUUAAAGGAUACCCUUCCUAUGGCAGAGCUAAUGGAGAGAGCCUGCAGGAUUAAGGAUGUGUGGAAACAUGAUAGAAACACAGGAGUAAAACAGAUAGGCUGUGUGUUGGACCUAUUAAAUGAUCUACUUCACCAAUCUACGAGCAAUGUAUCUCAGAAAGAGUUCAGAAACAUAACUUUUCUUCCUGCUACCUCUCCCGAAAGUUGGUGUGAUGAGAUGCAAAAAAUUGAUCUGUUGAAAUCAACAGACGUUUACCAUUACAAGUUCAAGGAUCUUAUCAGCAUGAUCAAAUCAGUUCUCAGCCCACAGCACAUUGAGAAUUUCAGUAAGGUCUCUGACACAGUAUUCUCCUUUUUAGGCCUUGAUCAGCCCCCUACUUCUGAAAUGGUGCUUUCGCAACUGCUGCAAAUUUACCGCAUAUCCAACUUGAUAGACAAAAGACGAUGUUUUCAGAUUGCAAAAACUUGUUACAUGUAUUUAAAUAAACUGAUACAAAAACAACCAAAUGAAGCAGCUCACAUAAGAAAGAAAAUAGACAAAAAACACUUCGUUUAUGUUGAUCAUGAUUUUGCUUCAUUGGAUUCUGUUGCACGAAAAUUGCCUUUCGAUGCUUCCCCUUAUCUGUAUAAAUUGCCAAAAGAGUAUGAAGAGUUCAGUAGCCUAUGGAAUUGUGUUGAGCUGAGCGAAGAAUUUUCGGUCAAGACGUAUACCGCUGCCCUGAAAAAGAUGGCUACGAAACAUAAGAAAAACCCCCUCCCUAGUGAUGACAUGAGGGUAGCUGUAAGUAUAAUAACUCAUUGUGGAAUGUUAAUUAAUGACUCUGCCGAUUCAUGUGGCUUAACUUUCCAGAAAAUGUUUAUACCGGAUCAACAAGGUGUAUUGCAGCACCUUGAUAAAAUUUACUUCAAUGAUACCCCAUGGCUUCCUUGCGACAAAGACUUCCAAUAUUGCCACGAUCUUAUUUCACGUCGUGUGGCUUUAAAAUUGGGGAUAAAAACAAAGAUUCAUCAUACCUUGCAAAGAAUGAAAGUUUCUGAUCUGUCUCUUUGGGUUUCAAAGUUUGGAGCAAAGGAGGACCUAACCACACGUAUCAAGAACAUUAUAAGUGAAUACUCAGCAAAAAAGGACAUAUUGAAGGAACUUAUUCAGAAUGCUGAUGAUUCAGAGGCUACAGAGAUUCACUUUGUGCUGGAUAGCAGGACACACCAAGCAGUGAGUACAUUUGGGUUAGAUUGGAAUCCACUGCAAGGACCGGCUCUGUGCAUUUACAACAACAAGACAUUUGCCUCUAAAGAUAUUGAUGGGAUUCAGAUGCUUGGUAUAGGUGGCAAAGGAGAUCGUUUGGACAAAACUGGAAAAUUUGGACUUGGUUUCAAUGCUGUUUACCAUAUAACUGACUGCCCUUCCUUCGUGACUGAAGAUCUCCUCAUGUGUAUCUUUGACCCUAAUUGUACCUUUUUGCCAACUGCUGAUUCUGACAGUCCAGGGGGGAUGUUCAAGCUAGGUCACGAAUUCAAGGAAACAUUUAAAGAUGUUUAUAAUACUUUUCUUCCUGGCAUGUUUGACCUUGACAAGGGAACAAUUUUUCGCUUGCCUCUAAGAAUGGCAAACACAGUAGGAAAAUCCAGGAUUGCUACUCACACAACCUCUUUAGAGGACAUCAGAGAAUUGUGCCGGGAAUUAGAAGAUGACGCAGAAAGCAUGAUACUGUUUUUGAAUAACAUUAAAAAAAUUACUUUCUCUGAAAUUUCACACACAGGGGACAUGGAGGAAAUACUUUCUAUUUCAUCUGAAAUAGACCCUUCUUCUGAAGACGACAUUUCUACUUUUCAACAAAAACUAUCCCAUCUUGGCAAGGAUUACAAACACGUGUUUGACGCUAUUCCGCUCAGCGUAUCUUAUGAAGUAAAAAUAGUAUGUGGUUCCAAGAAGCCAACACAUUGGCUUAUUGCUAAACAAAUUGGUAUUGACGGAGAAAAUAUGGUUGCUGAUCUACAUAGCAUUUAUGAGAGCUUGGAUGAAAUUGUUGUCCCACACGGUGCUGUGGCUGUAAGGCUCAAUCAUUCAAUUAAAGGUAGGGCGUUCUGUACUUUGCCACUUCCUAUGGAGACGGGACUCCCUGUGCACAUCAGUGGAAACUUUCUAGUGGAUUCUGCACGUAGGGACAUCUGCAAGGAGGAUGGCGAAAGUCCAAAGACCAAAUGGAAUAAGUUUCUACUUUCAAGUAUCAUACCCCCCGUGUAUGUAAACCUUCUCAGAUGCCUAAGAAAAUACAUGACUAAAGGAAGAGAAACGCUUGUUUUUAAAAUACUUUCCUCAUUUGAAAUUCAUUUUUUAAAUGAUUUUAUGAGUUACUUUCCUAGGGUUACAAAAAGUGUUCCCACUUUGUGGCAAGCUAUGGUACACCAGGUUUACAGGACUAUCGUGGAAAAACAAGAAAAGCUUAUUCCAGUAUACAGGGUGCAGAUAACAAAGGCACAAACCUUCUACAAACAUGAAUAUGACCAGAUGACAGUACAUGUGGAGUGGUCAAACAUUGGUCAUGGGGUCAUCACGCAAGAGCCACAUUUUCUAAAUGACUCUAAAGGAAUGACUGAAAAUAAGAACCUGAUCAUUGUUUUAAAUUUAAUCAACAUGAAGCUGGCAUAUAAUAGCAACUCCACAUCCAUAUUUUCAGAGCUCAGAGCUGCUGGUGUACAGGUUCUGGAACUAAGCCCUAAAACAUUGUGUAAUUUCCUAAGAAAAGUCCCACUACAUUCAAAAGGAAAAAGCCUACCCAUGCAUGUUGCCGAAACCCUCCUCAAAACAGAAGAAAAUUGCAAAAUACUUUUUGAGUAUUGCUGUAGAGUAGGCUUUAGCCAUAAAGCAACAGUUGAUCUGCAAGGUGCACCCCUCUUGGUAACUGAAGACGACAUUCUACAAAUAUUUGACAGAGAUAAAAAGAAAUAUUAUUCACAAUUCAGUCUGCUGUUCCCAAGAUGCAAACACCUAUUUGCAAAGCACUGCACAAGGUACACCGAUAAACUAAUUGAAUGUGGAUUCCUAAAACUGUUAAGUAUCCAAGAUGCUGAAUGUUUCAUAAAACAACAUCUAAAUGAGACAUAUCAUAUCUCUCCUGGAAAUUCUGGUGCAUGGCCUACACUGCCUGACGAUGACAAAGACUGGUUUAAAACACUAUGGAUGUUCUUUGAAAGUGCGAUACUGAGCAAAGCCAAAACGGAAGAGUCUAUAAAAACAUUUAAAGAAGUUCUUUCUUUAUUUAAUGACUGGACCAUUCUACCAGCUUAUAAUCAAAAGCACGGCAACAGAACAGAACUUCUUCCUCUUGUGAAUCUCAAAAGUACUUUAUGUGGCCAAUCUGAUAUAGCGCCAUUGCUUUUUAAAAUGGGAUUCCCCAAAUUAAAUUAUUCCAUGAUACCCUUGGAACUCAUUUCUUUUAUCUCACCGUACUGCAUGAAUACAGAAGAUGCUUAUUUAGUACUGGAGCAACUAUAUUCGAAAAAAAGAGAUCUUGAUUGGAAUGAAUUUAAUGACCUUGAAGUUUUCAAUAUUCUGAGUUUUUUCUUAAAAGGUUUAAAAGUGUCAGACAACAAGAAGGACUUUUUACACAAACUUCAAGCUUUACCUUUAUUUGAGAACUUCCAAGGGAAAAGGCAAUGUUUAAAUAUGUAUCAAAAGAUCUUUAUUCUUGACAGCAUGAAUCUGGUGGAGUUCAAAAGACUUUUUGAGCUAGAUCCAAAAGCAAUUUUCCUUAAGAAUAAUUUUCUCAAUAAAGACUUAUCUACAUUCAUGCACAUCCCUUUACUCAAUGAAGUAAAAUUUUUAACUGAAUUUAUUCUCCCCCACUUGCCAUCCAUCCAUGAAGAGGAAUACCUGCAAGUUUUAAAACUAAUUCUGAAAAUACAACACUGUCCAGAAUACAUUGAAAGAAAACCAGUCGUUACAAAUGCUCUAAAACCACUAAAGGUAAUAAAAAACAGACAAGGCACACUUUGUCAGAUCUCACAAUUUUAUGACCAUCAAUCUAAAUUAUUCUCUAUUUUGGGAUUUGAGUCAAGAUUUAUCCCUGAUAAGUUAAUUGAGGAGUUCCAAAAAUAUGGAUAUGCAUUUCAGUUUCAUUCUUUGUUACUGGACCUUGGCAUGAAGCACCAGCUUACAGAAGAAGACAUCAUUACAACGGCAACCAAAAUUGAAAUGGAUUCAAAAGGUAACUGCUCAUUAAACUCACUGAUUUUAAAGGUGGAAAGUCUGUUUAAUUACUUGUUAUCUAUGAAUGCAGAGGAACUUAGCACUGAUUUUACAAAUAGACUGGGAAGAAUCAAAUUCAUUUUCCUAAUGGAUGUUGACGACAAGUUAAAGAGCUUUCUUCCUCCAUAUUCAAAGAAUACCACCACAGUUGCACUUAAAGGGUCAUUGUUGAAUUUAAAUAAACAAUAUGAAAAAUUAACCUGGACUUCAACUGCCUUGAUAAAUCCUCAGAAACACCUUCAACCUGAAGAGAUGAACGUUUUAGCUAAAUGUGGCGUUGUCUUCAAGCCUCCAGUGGACCUAGUGGUUCAGAAUAUUAAAAAUGUUUGCAGAGCUUCUUGUGAAAGCAUUCAAUUACAAGAAACGAGAAGGCAUGUCCUCCAACAAUCUUAUGCUUUCCUACAGGUCAAUGACUCUUUUGAUGCUACCAUGCUUGCUGAUGUGCCCUUCAUUUUGGUAGAUGACAAAGACUUGUCAGAAUCAUCAAAGGUUGUUUUAAAUCUCUCAAAUGAAAACCAUUUCCGACCUUACCUGUUCAAGUUGCCUCCAUCCCUUGCAGGCUUUUACAAUCUCUUUGAGAGGAUCGGCGUACAGGCUGAGGCUACUGUUUUUCACUAUGCACAGGUGCUUUCAACAAUCUUUGAAGAUACUACGCACAAGGAAAGCCUACAUGGUAACCUGAAAAAAACUGUUUUGGCUGCUACAAAAAAUCUUUUUCAUCUCCUAGAAGAGGGAAAAACAAAAGACCUCCAAAAUAUCGAGACACUCUAUCUUCUAGCUACUGAUGGAAAGCUAUAUGAUUCUUCCACCCUUGUAUUUAACAACUGCCCAUCUCACAAGUUAACAUGCCAAGUAAGCAAUACAUUUAUGUUUUUUAGCUUUCAGCACAUGGAAUUUGUCACCCCUGACCUAGACAAACAGGAACAGCUUAUCAAAUGUUUACCAGUGGCUAUGCGUCCUCAAUUACUUUCAGCGAUUACAGUAGAAACUAUCAAAGUCAGCUCGGAAGACUUUUGCACGUUUGGAGAAAGCUGUCCAGUUAAGAAACAGUUAAAGGAUCUUUUUGUUUCCCCAGUGUUUCACAAGGCUCUUGUUUCUCUUUUGCGGAGUCAGUUGGAUGGAAAACUGCCAGAAAAUGUGGAAUCUACAAAGUUUAGCACUAUGUUUAUAAACAUAGAUGUAAUAUGCUGUUGUAAACUUACUACUCAGCUUAUUUAUGAACGAAAGCCAUUGGAAGGAACACAUUUGCGUAAACCUGUUUUUAUCCCCCAAAAUAGUGAAAAGAAAUGUACAAUCUACAUUGAUCAUGAUUCUGUAACCUGCAAGACAUCGCAAAUUCGUGUACUCUCUUACCUUGCUCGAGAACUUAACAGGCUAAUGGAUUACAUGUUUACACAAAGAUCAAUAACAAUUUUUAUGGAAAUAUUACAUUGUGAGAAUCCAGAUGAAAUAGUUGCUGUCCUUAAGGACAAUCAUAUAUGGAAUAACAAUACUGAACAAUAUGAAAGUUAUUUUCCAAACCCAGGAGAACAAGUUCCUACUGAAUGGUAUGAUGCUUUAGAUAUGAGCAUUUUGAAUAGUUUCAAAGUGGGUGACUAUGUGGGUUACAUGCAUUCCUCAGAAGCAGGCUGUUACCAAUAUGCAAUAAUAAUAGAUGAACUGGAACCCAAAGAAUAUGAUGACUGUGAAUUAAAAAUGUACCGCAUCAAGCUUGGCGAAGAUUACUUUGUCGAUGUUAGCAUAUUUGAUUUGUAUCAAUUCAAAAGAAACCAUAGUCACAAUAGUACAGCACUGGUAUUGGUUGAGAAUCCAAGCCAACAAGAAGCAAAUAAUGAUAAAUGGUAUGACGCAUCCUUGGAAGAGAUUAAAAAAGAGAUUGACAUGUGCCUGCAACAAAUACGGCACCUGCCCGAGGAUGAACAAAAAAAAGCCAUCAGACGUCUUUAUCUUAAAUAUCACCCAGAUAAGAACAUUGAGCAAAAGGAACUUUCAAAUGAAAUUUGCAAGUACCUGCAACAGAAGAUCCAAGAAAUUAAAGAAGGCAAAAAAAUGAGCAGCGGAGCUUCAGCGGCUUACCAACCCAACUUUUCCAGUGGCUUUUCAGGGUGCUGGGCAAAGUGGAACAGAGAAGCUUCGGCCCACAGGACACACCGACAAAAAUUUUCACAGAGGACCAAACGUGACUACAACUUCUGGGAAUACUACAAAAGCAGUACCAAGCCUAAUAGGCAGGAAGCUCAGAGAUGGUUGAAGCAAGCUGAGUGUGAUCUCAGAGCUGCAGAACAUGAUGUUGGGCAUCACCAUACUGAAUGGGUGUUUUAUAAAGCGCAUCAAGCUGUAAAGAAAGCUUUAUUUGCAGCACAAUAUAUGAAACAUGGAAAAAUUGAAACACGUGAAAACAGCAGCAUUGGACUUUUAGCAGAUGUUGUGUCCACUUACUGUAGCAGUCUUCACAGCAUUAGCAAAACUGUUUUACAGAUGCAAAAAAAGGGAGUAGACGAGCAGAAAACCCAGUAUCCAAAUUUUCACGCGUGGCCUGGCAUUCCUAAUGAUAGUAUGCCAUCAGGAAAGGAAGCGGAGGUCAUUGAGCUUGCCACGGUUAUUCUGCAGAAAAUAAAGAAUUAUAUUCAUUGAUUGGAAAAUCUUUAUAAUCUUUCAUUUGAAAAUUAUUUGAAAAAUAUUUUAGCUUCAUUAUCUGUUAAAAUCUAAUGCAAACAAUUGCAUUUAUUUCAAAAUAUUAAUACAUAUUUCCAUAACAUAAAAACACAAAGAAUGAUUUGAAUUGAUUUGAUUGCAAUUUGUGCUUCAUGAGAUAUACUCUAAUAAAUGUAGAAAAAUAUUCUGCUUACAUAAAAUAUAUUUAUAGCUAUCUUUGUACCUAACCAAUUAUGUUUAAUAUUAGCUGCACAAUUUAAAAUGGCAUUUAUUUUCAUUAUGUUUUAUCUUACAGAUGACCAAAUGUAAUUUUCCAGUAUUAAUAAAAAUCUAAAACUAAACACAAGUCUGUAAUUUGCCUACUUAAUUUUACUUUCUUUAUUUAUAAUAAAGUAUGGUUGAGCCCCA